This is a messenger RNA of Cooperia oncophora, 210 nucleotides long. NCBI's taxonomy places the organism in Eukaryota, Metazoa, Nematoda, Chromadorea, Rhabditida, Trichostrongylidae. The record is from the annotation of a GenBank genome assembly.
AUGCACCUAGAGCAGAUGGGUACACUACACAAGACCAUGUCGGAACUUGUGGACGACGUUUCCCCGAAAUUGGAAGAGAUUGCGGAUGAGGUGGAGAAGUCGUUAGAAAGGAUUGAAACUCGAGAACGGACGUUGAAUCAGCAAUUGGGCGUUUGGAUGUCUCGCUAUAAGGAAUCUCAAGACGCGAGAGCAGAAGUCCGAGAGAGAUAC